GCCCGCCCCCACCUCCCUGUCCCCUAUCAUUUUGAACGCAGAUCACACUCCUGAUGAUGAACUUGCAGCUCAGCUUCCUGCUGCCUGUUUGACCCGGGAGCACCAGCAGGCUGCCGGCCUCGCCCUCCGCUCCCUCCUCUCCUGGAAACCCCGCGGCCUCGGGGCGCGGGUGGGGGUUCGAGUGGGCCGGAACUACGGCAGGGGCGUGCGGGCCGCGGGGUCCCGCCUGGGAGCGCGCAGCGAGAGGCGCCCGGGCCGCCCAGCUUCCUGGAGCUCUGCUCCUUUGACCCCAGUGGCAGUCCCUGUCACUGCACCGCUCGCGCUCCCUCCGGCUCGCCGCGCCCUCUCUCCCUCUCCUCGCCCCCUCGCUCACUCUCUUCCCAGAUCGAGGCUUCUGCUCUGCUCUCCAGCUCCCCCCGCCCCCCGCCCCGACCCCAAGUCCCGCUGGCUUCGCGCCCCCUGCUCGCCCGGUUCGGCGGCGGGGACCUCCGGGGUCGAAGGUUCUGGCCCGCCCGCGCCCCUCGCCGCCCCCAGCGCUGCUCGCAGCCGGCCGGGCAGCUCGGCGAUGGCUAGCCCGCACACCGGGCGCUGAAGGCAUCCCCGGGACCCGGAGCGCAGCCCGGGAAAGAACGCACAGCGGUAUUGAUGCGUAGAUCCUUGGAUUCAGAGGUUGGCUGAAACGCACCAUGCCUGCUUGCAGCUUUUGCUCCGGAGAGUUGUGAAUUGCUCAUGCCUAUAGGGAGGAAGGAUGGCACAUGGGAUACCCUCUCAAGGCAAAGUUACCGUAACGGUGGAUGAGUAUAGCUCCAACCCCACCCAGGCAUUCACACACUACAACAUCAACCAGAGCAGAUUCCAGCCGCCACAUGUGCAUAUGGUCGACCCCAUCCCAUAUGACACUCCAAAACCAGCGGGCCACACGCGGUUUGUCUGCAUCUCAGACACACACUCCAGAACAGAUGGUAUCCAGAUGCCUUAUGGGGACAUCCUCCUCCACACAGGCGAUUUCACCGAGCUGGGACUGCCCUCAGAGGUUAAGAAGUUUAAUGACUGGUUAGGAAACCUGCCAUAUGAAUAUAAAAUAGUGAUUGCUGGGAAUCAUGAACUGACGUUUGAUAAGGAAUUCAUGGCAGACCUCGUCAAACAGGACUACUACCGUUUCCCCUCUGUGUCCAAAUUGAAACCAGAGGACUUUGACAAUGUUCAAUCCCUUCUGACAAACAGUAUUUACUUGCAAGAUUCGGAGGUAACAGUGAAGGGAUUCAGGAUAUACGGUGCACCUUGGACCCCGUGGUUUAAUGGAUGGGGCUUUAACCUACCCAGAGGCCAGUCUCUGCUGGACAAGUGGAACCUCAUCCCUGAGGGCAUCGACAUACUCAUGACCCACGGACCUCCUCUAGGAUUCCGAGACUGGGUUCCAAAGGAGCUUCAAAGGGUGGGCUGUGUGGAGCUGUUAAACACCGUCCAGAGGCGAGUUCGGCCCAAACUUCAUGUGUUUGGUGGGAUUCAUGAAGGGUACGGCAUCAUGACUGACGGUUACACCACGUACAUCAAUGCCUCAACCUGUACAGUCAGCUUUCAACCGACCAACCCUCCAAUUAUCUUUGACCUUCCAAACCCGCAGGGCUCCUGAAGUGUUCAAUGUCCUAUUGGAAUGUGAAGGAAGAUCUACAAACUGCCAUUUUUCUAAUUAUAAACGUACAUUCUCUGACUUGUUUAUUUACAAAUCCUGUGCGUUCCUUUUGUAAAUUGUUGGAACAGGAAAAAAAAAAAAAUGACGCUAGAGUUGUGCUUCUUCUUUAUUUUUUUUAAAUGGGGUAUCCAUUUGAAAUCAAAGGGAGCGUUGUGAAUUUGUAAAAUGACUUCUAUUUGCUCAAAGGCCACGCCAUUGUAAAUUGUUAGUGUUUGCCAAAGGACAGCCAAGCAUUCUUUUUAAAAACUGAUUAAAAAAAAAAAGUCUUAUUUGAAUAUGCUUUAAGCUGAAAGAAAAGGGAAAAAAGGAAAAAGAAAAGAAACAGGUAGGCAGUGUUUUUAGAACCACCCAGAUUUGCACAACUGUUUAUGAGUAUUGUUUGAUGUAUUUUAUUUUUUAGCAGUUUACUGUUUUCUUGGUAUUGCUUCAUUUCUUUUUCUUGCAGAUGUGGCCCUGAUUUAGAGCAAUCUCAACAGAAGUAGGCCUAGAAAAGCCUUCUCUUCCUACUCGCUAUAAAGAAGACUGUGUCCCCAAGGGGGAAAGAAAAACAGCCCUCACUCAAAGGAUGGCUUAGCUUGUGAGACCCAUAUCGUGGUUACACAAACUCUCAUUGUUUGUUUGUUUCUUUUAAAUUAUUUUAGCUUUAAAAAUAUGGAAACAGAACCUGUCAAGAGCAGAUAGUUCAUGAAGAAUUUAAAAAAAAAUGAGCGUGCAGGCUCCUUUUCAUGGGUUUAUAUAUAAAUAUUUUUUGUGUAUUAUUAUGACCAAGUUAGGAGUUUAAUAUUACCAAGGACAGUACAACUGCAGAGUGUGCUGUGUAGCAGCCCCUCAAAAGUCCGAAGGAACUGACAAAUUGUUCUCAGAACUCAAGGUCUUAAAGAGCUUGAGUUAUAUCUAGGUACAGUGACAAGUGUGUAUAGACGUCAGUGGAUGCAAUGGAAGCUAACUAAAAUAAGGCUUAGUUGUCCUUUCUAUUUAAAUGCCCUGAACUGUCUUCUUACUUCCUCUCCCCUCCCAUUUUGCACUGUGUGUUGAUGCAAUCUUCCUAGCACAAAAUAUUGUCGCUAAUAGUCCUUUCUGUUUUCCCAUUGUAAAUGCUGUUGAGCUCUAUUCUAUUUUAUGUUAUCUUAAAGUUUAGGAAAGCAGUUGUUUUCUUUAAAUUUAUUGUGAUAUUCUAUAUCUAGCGGCCUUUAUAUGCAAAUAAAAUUGCAAGAUUUUUAAA
Molecule: messenger RNA, 2915 nt
Organism: Nannospalax galili (Upper Galilee mountains blind mole rat)
Lineage: Eukaryota; Metazoa; Chordata; Mammalia; Rodentia; Spalacidae
Gene: Mpped2
Product: metallophosphoesterase domain containing 2
Exons: 7
Coding region: 749-1633 (294 amino acids)
Molecular function (GO): hydrolase activity
Source: RefSeq, a predicted model, not a curated record